Messenger RNA from Caenorhabditis angaria, 2561 nucleotides. NCBI's taxonomy places the organism in Eukaryota, Metazoa, Nematoda, Chromadorea, Rhabditida, Rhabditidae. The record is from the annotation of a GenBank genome assembly.
UUGUGUGCUGAAAAUCAAGAAAAUAUUGAUUCCAGACCAAAAAUCUUGCCAACUGAUGAUUAUAUGAUGGCAGGCCGUGAAUCUGGCCGAGAUUUCGCGAAAACUUCAAUGGAUUUUCUGACAUAUGGCUUGGAAGAUAGAGAUAUCGAUAAAACUCGAGAUUUUCUACAAACAUUUUUCGAUUCUUGUCGAAAAAACGAUGAAAAUCGAGAAAAUGAGAUCGUGAAAUUGAAAAAUAUGAUUCAGAAAUUCGGAGGAAUCAAUUCUCUAUCUGGAAAUUGGGAAGAUCUCGCAGCUGAAACUCUGAUUCUAGGAGCCGAUUCGAUGUUCACAAUAAAUGUGGCACUUUCACAAACUGUAGCUGGAAAAUAUAUCCUAACAUUUUCACCGUUUGAAAUUUUGGAGAAAAAUAGUGGGCACUAUGAAAAUCCGAUUUUUGCGGAGGCUUUUAAAAAAUAUAUUGGAGGUUUGAUGAAACUUUUGGAUUUGGAAAUGAGCAAAGACGAUGUGAGGGAUAUUUUUGAAUUUGAGAGGAGAUUAGCAAAUGUGAGUGUUUUUGGGUACUGUAGAAUACUGUAAGCGGAAAGUUGUAAAAGUACUUGUUUUCAGCAAUUCCAUGACUUUCAGCACAAAAUUUGGGUCCAAAAUUUGUGAAUUUUUCCAGAUUACAAGAAAUGGUAUGAUUGGUGGAAAACUAACAACCCUCGGAGAAUUCAAAACCAAUCAAACUCAAAUCAACUGGACAAAAAUUCUCAAAAAAGUUUCAGUUGACAAACUUCCCGAUCAUCAAACACAAAUCAAUCUAACAAAUCCAUAUUAUUUCGAAAUGUUGAAUUGUAAAAUCAAAGAAGUCAAACCGGCAACUAUUAAAAAUGCUAUAAUCUGGCGACUUAUCACAACUUUUAGUCAAGUUUUACCUUCGAAGUUUGAAGAACCUUUGAAUGAAUUAAGAAAAACAAUGAAAUCCAAUGCAAAAUUCGAAAAUCGCAAUGAAUUUUGCUAUAAACAGGUUACAACUCAUCUUCCAAUGGUUUCCGCGUCAGAUUUUAUACCAACAUAUAUCUCAGAUGAAUCAAGAUCCAAUAUUUCGGAAAUCUACAAUAACCUCAAAACAGUUCUGAAGUCUCGAAUUCAAAAAUCUUCGUGGAUGGAUCAAGAGACCCAAAAAAAGGCGCUGCACAAACUGGAAACUAUGAAAUUGAGAAUUGGAUUUCCUGAAAGUCUCCUAGAUAAGGAGAAGACAUUGAGACCUUAUGAGAAAUUGAAAUUGAGUAACAAUUCCUUUUUGGAAAAUGUGUGGCAAGUUAGAAAAGUGAAUUAUGAGCUGGAGAUUUUGAAGCUCACCGAGAAAUCGGACGAUUUUAUUGAUUGGCCUACGGUUGUUCAUAGUGUAAAUGCUUAUUAUCAUUUGCAUACAAAUCAAGUGGUUUUGGCGGUUUCGAUGUUAAGGUGAGUUUUUGGGCCUGAAGAAUUGGGCCAGGUCCAAUUAUUUAGGUCGUAUACAGGUUCCUGAAUGAUUGCUCAUGUUAAGGCGAUCAUUUUGCAACCGGAUAAGCCAUAGUUUUGUUCCAGAAAUCCAUUAUUCAACGCGGAUCUUCCCAAAUUUUUCCAAUACGGUGCUCUCGGAGCAUUUAUUGCGCAUGAAAUCACCCAUGGAUUCGACACCCAGGGAGCAAGUUUUGAUGAAUUUGGAAAUCUCAAAAAUUGGUGGAAACCUGCGACUUAUCAGAAAUUCGUCGAAAAAUCGCAAUGCUUCAUCGAUCAGGCGAAUUCGACGGUGGAACCGCGAACUACUAAGAAUUUCGAUGGACUUCAAACACUUGGCGAAAAUAUCGCAGAUUCUGGAGGUGUUCAGAUUGCUUUUGAGGCUUUUAUGGCAAAAAUGAGAGAGUCUGGGGAGAAGAAGCUGAAAUUGGAGGGAUAUGAGGGAUUUUCAGAUGAGAAAAUGUUUUUUAUGUCGUAUGCUCAUGUGAGUUUAGUUGGGGUAACUUCUCUAGACCAACAUUUUGUGCUGAAAGUCAUGGAAUUGCUGAAAAUCGCUGAAAAUCAACAUUUUCACGAUUUUCAGCUCAAAAUUUCAGUCUAGAAUUUUCAGCUCAAAAUUUCAGUCUGGUUGAUACAAAUUUUCGGAAUUUUUGGCACAAUUUUCUACAGUAGUUUUUGAAGAGUUUCUAGACCCAAAUUUAGUGCUGAAAGUCAUGGAAUUGCUGAAAAUCGCUGAAAAUCAAUAUUUUCACGAUUUUCAGCUCAAAAUUUCAGUCUAGAAAUUUCUUUUCCCCAAAUUUUUUAGACCAAAUUGUUUUUGAAUUUUCUAAAUUUUCUACAGAAACAAGUGCUCCAGGGUUUUUUUUUGCUCAAAUUUUCACUCCAAAUUCCAGGCUUCCUGCGAUCACAUGGAAUCCCACAAAGUCUCAAAACGUCUCAAAACCGAUCAACAUCUGUUCGGAGAAGCUCGCCUCAAUAAUGCUCUCAAAAAUUUCCCGAAAUUUGCAAAAGUUUUUGGCUGUAAGCCAGAAAAUCAAAUGGUGCUGGAAAAAGAGGAAGUUUGUGAAAUUUGGUGA